Messenger RNA from Anas platyrhynchos (mallard), 2126 nucleotides. NCBI's taxonomy places the organism in Eukaryota, Metazoa, Chordata, Aves, Anseriformes, Anatidae. The record is from RefSeq and is a predicted model, not a curated record.
GGCUGGCGGGGCCUCGGACCGGCCUCACCCGCAGCGACCACCGCGGCCAAACGGGCAGGGAACGGCCGCGGAAAGCCGGGGAGGGAAGGCUGAGGGCGUCCCCGGAGCUUCCCAGCCGCGGAGUCGCUGCGUUUUCGCGACAGGCAGCGCUGCUUCAGCUAUAAGCUGGCUUGGGAGCAAUGCCAGUUUCCGCCUUGCCUGGCAGAUGGUGGAAGGAAGGGCCUGAAUCAAAGCACGACCUAUAGCUGGGAAUAACCAGACACGUUAGAACUCGGAUUGGUUUUAACGUGCUUUUUUACUGUGUGUUUUAUAGAUCGAUUUCCUUCAACAGCACCAAAGGCAAGAGGAUGGAGGCAGAAAAUGUUGCCAAGGAAACGGUCCUAAUUACUGGAGGAGGUGGCUAUUUUGGCUUCCGGUUGUGCCAUAUACCAAAUGGGAGUGGAUGUGAUUCUCUUUGAUGUCAUGAAGCCACUUCAACCAGUGCCAGAGGGAAUAAAGUUUAUGCGAGGGGAUGUCUGCUGUCUGUCUGAAGUGGAAGAGGCUCUUAAAGAUGUAAUCUGCGUAUUCCAUAUCGCUUCCUAUGGAAUGUCUGGCAGGGAGCAGCUGAACCGAAAACUUAUAGAAGAUGUUAACGUGAAAGGAACAGAAAAUGUCAUCCAGGCCUGCAAGAGCACAGGAGUGUCAAGUCUGGUUUAUACAAGUACAUAUAACGUGAUAUUUGGAGGCCAGAUUAUAGAAAAUGGGGAUGAAUCUCUGCCUUAUCUACCUCUUCACCUUCAUCCAGAUCACUACUCCCGGACCAAAUCUUUAGCUGAAAUGAAGGUGCUGGAGGCAAACGGUGCUGAGCUUGGAAAUGAGAAAGGUGUAUUAAGGACUUGUGCUCUCCGACCAGCAGGUAUCUAUGGGCCAGGAGAGCAAAGACAUCUUCCAAGAAUAGUUAGUUACAUUGAAAGGGGACUGUUUAAAUUUGUAUAUGGAGACCCUCUCAGUUUAGUAGAAUUUGUACAUGUAGAUAAUCUUGUUCAGGCUCACAUCCUUGCCUUUGAGGCCCUCAAAGCCACCAAAAAGCACAUAGCUGCAGGCCAAGCCUAUUUUAUUUCAGAUGGCAGGCCAGUAAAUAACUUCGAAUUUUUCCGACCAUUAGUAGAAGGGCUGGGUUAUAAGUUCCCAACCUGCCGCCUUCCUCUCUCCCUUGUCUAUUUUUUUGCAUUCCUUACUGAAAUAGUUCAUUUUCUUGUAGGUCAUGUUUAUAAUUUUCAGCCUCUCCUCACCCGCACAGAAGUUUACAAAACCGGUGUCACACAUUAUUUUAGCAUGGAGAAAGCCAAGAAAGAGCUGGGGUAUAAGCCUCAAAAAUACAGCCUGAAUGAAGUGGUUGAGUGGUUUAAAUCUCAGGGCUGUGGACCAAAGCCAAGAAAGUAUACCAUUACGAAGGUUGUUAGGAAUGGAGGAUUGCUCUUGUUGAUUGCCGUGGUGGUUGCAUGGUUUCCAUCUGCAGUUACAUUUUCACACUGAAAGAUGAAACACUGAACAUUAUGGAAUGUGGGGGACAGAAUUUACUUAUGUUGAGUACUCGUUAGUGUUGACAGGUAUUAAAAAAACACAUUGGUGCUAUUCAGGUAAAUAUUUUUAACAUUUCUAGCCCUAAGGAACGGAACUGCUAAGUAAAAAAGAUGUAAUUUUUAUACAAAAUUCCUCUUCAAAGUGAAAUUGAUCAGAUCACUAAUAAGACAAAGCUUAGUACUCCUGCAAAAACAGCAUUUUUUUGUCUGUUACAGUGGUACACUUAGACUGACCCUUCCUCCCCAACAAUAUUAUACUCUGCCCCUUUAUUCCUAACAAGUUUCUGCUACAUGAUCCAGAGGAGAAUAAACUUGCUCUUUGAUCACAUUCCAAAACCAAAUUCUGCUUUCCAGCUUGGAUGUAUAUAUGCCUGACCAAGAAUUUGCCUUAGUUGCUUGAUUAACUGUUUAAGUGAUAGACAAUAAAUGAAUGUUUUGGGGAUUGUUUUGCUUUUUUAAAAAAAAUAAAUUCUGAUGUACUUCUCUAAGUAAACUCUGAUAUCUAAUGACACUUCUGGAAAAUGUUGAAUUGUUAAUAAAAUGACAGCGAAGUGCUUGAAGCAA